UUAUAUCCUGAUCGUGUAAUACAGGUGCUCAACAUACAUUGCACACGGUCAGUUUCCCCAUCAGCAUCAUGUGGACGCACCUGUUUCUGGCUCUGCUCUUGUUCACCUAUGUAGGAGCAUUGAAAGGGAACGUGUGUUCUCGUACAGUUGCGAAGUACAGAAAGGUGCGUCGAUGUGCCUACCGGACCUGGCAAGGGUGUCGUUAUUACAGAUACUACUGGGUCCCUGAAUACACCACCAUCUACUUCUGUUGUCAGGGAUGGAGGCAUUCGGGAGAUUACAACUGUAAUGAAAGGGUUCCUGGUUCCUGGUCGGUGAACCACAGAAGAUGGAACAGUGCCAGCGCCUUCUCUGUCUUUAUUGUACUGAUACUGGCAAUAAAAAACAUCCAUGGAAGAUGUGAGAGUAUUUGACAAUCA
This is a messenger RNA of Haliotis rubra (blacklip abalone), 419 nucleotides long. RefSeq lists its product as uncharacterized. Bases 69 to 413 code for a protein of 114 amino acids. The transcript has 4 exons. Lineage: Eukaryota; Metazoa; Mollusca; Gastropoda; Lepetellida; Haliotidae. The record is from RefSeq and is a predicted model, not a curated record.